Messenger RNA from Exophiala dermatitidis NIH/UT8656, 2310 nucleotides. RefSeq lists its product as uncharacterized. The transcript is spliced from 2 exons. Gene Ontology annotation, cellular component: plasma membrane; cytoplasm; cytosol. NCBI's taxonomy places the organism in Eukaryota, Fungi, Ascomycota, Eurotiomycetes, Chaetothyriales, Herpotrichiellaceae. Gene Ontology annotation, molecular function: protein-macromolecule adaptor activity; ubiquitin protein ligase binding. The record is from RefSeq and is a predicted model, not a curated record. The coding region runs from base 1 to 2310 and encodes 769 amino acids. Gene Ontology annotation, biological process: ubiquitin-dependent endocytosis.
AUGCCUCUCGAGUCACUUCUCACGAGUCCCAAUCCAGCCGUGCCUCGUCCGCGCUCCAUUCUCUCAUAUUUUUCCAGCUCAUUGGGAAAACAUGCACGGAAUAUGUUCGACCUGGUCAUCGAACCCGAAGAUCCCUUCCGCGUCUAUUCACCCGGUCAGACAGUGAAGGGACAUGUUACACUAUCGGUGUUGAAAGGCUUCGAUAUUACACACCUGGUGAUCUCGCUCCAUGGAUAUGCCAAAGUCUACAAACACCAAAUAGCUCCAGGCGAUGGAGUCUUGCCGGCGCCGGAAGGUCUCGUUACCGGGAAGGGAAAUAUGGGAUUCCAAUACCAUGGGAAUGGGCUAGCCUCUCUCUUCCAAUACGAGCAGGUUCUGUGUGGGACUGGUUUUCUAAAGAAGCAUGUCUACAAGUUCGCGUUUGAGGUCCCUUUUCCCGAGGCUGACCUACCAAGCACCAUUGAUUUUGAACGAGGCACCAUCUGUUACAUGCUUACGGCCACGGUCACUCGACCGACUACAAUUAGCCCGACAGUGAGCCGCAGCGUCAAAGUCAAGUUUCAGGAUCGCAUUGACAUUGGCGUGAUGUACUCGCCAAAAUCCCGGGUUGUCACCUUGGAACCUGUCUCUCGGCGGGGAAAGGUCAAGGUUGUCAAGCCAGCCUCUACCACACCAAACACGGCCGGUACCGGACCUGGUCUUUUGACUCGAAAUAACACUCAGAACAGUACGAUCAGUCGGAGCACUAAUUCCAUCGGGAACCCUCCGCUCAGCCCGGCCCCAAGUGAAGAUACGGUCCAGACCAGCACCACGACUCCCAGCACUCAUAGUUCUCAGGCGGUCAAUGGAGAAUCACAGACAAAAAGGACGAGCCCCCGGACCAGCGAUUCACGGAGCAAUACCACCUCUUCUUCGGCGCACACAAUCACUGCAACUGCAGAGCUUCCGCGGCACGGCGCUCUUCCGGGAGAUACUAUUCCCAUCCGAGUUUCGGUUACCCACACCAAGUCUGAUGUAAGAGGCAUGAUUAUUGCAACUCUAUAUCGACAAGGCAGGGUGGAUAUGCAUCCUGCCAUUCCUUUGGCGAAACCUGGCAAGGACAACAAAGCCGAGUAUGAAGACGUCUACCCCAAGUCACGCACGGGUUUGGGAGGAUUAUACUUUGCGAAUGCCUCGCCAAGCAGCGUAUUCCGGAAGGACCUGGCUCAGUCUUCCACUAUGAUGAUAGUCAACCCAGCAACAAUGACCGCUGAUAUCACCACUUCGCUCAAAGUUCCCGAUACUGCCUUUCCCACCAUCGCCAACGUUCCCGGGGGCAUGAUAUCCUUCACCUAUCAUGUCGAGGUCGUCGUGGACCUUUUUGGGAAGUUGGGCGAAACGCGGCUAUGGCCCCGUCUAACGUCCAGUGACCCGGUUUUCAGCCACAGUUUGCAAAGCGGCAACCAGUUGACGAACGAUUGGUCGCAUACGAUCUUGGAUACAACGCAGCUCCGUCGGACCAAAAGUGUCGUGACUUUCGAGAUGUCGCUCGUGGUUGGCAAUCAGGACAGUAGGAGGGGGAAGAAACAGACUAAACAAACCGAAGUUCCCGUCGAGCCGACGGAACAAUGGGCAGAGGAAAGCUGGAAUGACCAGAACAUUCAGAGUCCGGGAUAUGAUGGUCAGUACUAUGACCAGUGGGGAUAUCCGUACUAUCAUGAUCAGCACUACGAGUACAACAACGGACAUGACUACACGUUCAAUCCCAGCCAUUAUCACCGCCACCCGACUACUAGUCACGAACCAAUCCCGCCUCCGGAACCCCAUGAAGAGGAGGUCGAUGAGAAGACGCGACUCCGACGACAAGAACAAUUGCUGUUCCCCAGUCAACCUCCGCCAGAAGGCGAGGCCUCCCACAGCCACGAUGUAUCAUAUCAGCCUUCUGCGCCGCUGAUCCCACCAAAUGGGCCGCACGAAGAUAAUAGGGGCCACCCUGAUGGCCAUAUCACCUCCUCGCCUCUGUAUCCAGCGGCCUCUACAGCUUCGGCGAGGUCAGGCGACACAAUCCGGGCUUACCCAACGCCACCUCCGACGGCGAGCUCUUUGCGUGGUGAGGGUCAAUCCACGGAUGACAAACAAGAACUUGAACGACGGCGGCUUUUAGCACAAGCGAGUGCACCACCCCAAGAAAGUGAUGGACAGGGCUCGAGCAGUACAGCACCUUCGGCGUCUGUGCCAAGUGCACCCAUCAUCCAUGAGCAGGAUGAGUAUAAUGUGCAAACCCUGAACCAUGACCAUGAUGGAGCUGAGUUGCCACAAUACGAGCGUUGA